Messenger RNA from Aedes albopictus (Asian tiger mosquito), 2392 nucleotides. RefSeq lists its product as uncharacterized. The record is from RefSeq and is a predicted model, not a curated record. NCBI's taxonomy places the organism in Eukaryota, Metazoa, Arthropoda, Insecta, Diptera, Culicidae. Bases 1385 to 2392 code for a protein of 335 amino acids. The transcript is spliced from 3 exons.
CUGAUUACGAACCAGGACGUGUAUUUUGAAGAGUAGUUCGUUGAUCACUAUUGUCGACCGACUAUUCGACACGUCGCCGUGGUCCCUGAACCACAACGUGUAUCGCUGUUCACUACCAUCACCUUCCGACACGUCUGCGUGGUGCCCUUACCAGGACGUGUAUCCCCGAGAGUGAUCGACGACAUCGCCGCUCAUCCUGAGCAUUUCCGGCACGUCUCUCUGGUUUCGAACCAGAACGUGUAUUUUGAAGAGGAAUCAGUUGAUCAUUGUUGUCGCCAUCCGACCAUCCGACACGUCUGCGUGGUGCUCUUGCCAGGACGUGUACCCCGUGAAGUGAUCAACGACAUCGCCGCUCAUCCCGAGCAUUUCCGGCACGUCUCUCUGGUUACGAAAUAGGACGUGUAUUUUGAAGAGUAGUUCGUUGAUCACUAUUGUCGACCGACCAUUCGACACGUUGCCGUGGUCCCUGAACCACAACGUGUAUCGCUGUUCACUAUCAUCGCCCUCCGACACGUCUGCGUAGUGCCCUUACCAGGACGUGUAUCCCCGAGAAGUAAUCAACAUCUACACCAUCGACUUUCCGGCACGUCUCCGUGGUCGCAAACCAGGACGUGUAUUCCAAGAGGGUUCCGUUGAUCACUAUUGCCGCCUGACCAACCCACACGUUGCCGUGGUCCAGCGCCACAACGUGUUCUACUUCGAGAAAGUGAUCGACCACAUACGCCAACGCAAGUAAUCCCGUGUAUUUCCAGCACGUCUCAACCAAGCAGACGUGCAAUCCAGGACGUGUAUUGACAAUAGGAGCCUCGUUGAGAACUAUCACCGUCCGAUCUUCCGACACGUCGCCGUGGUCUCUCACCCACAACGUGUAUCGCCGUGCUCUACCACCGCCAAUUUUCCAACACGUUCCGAGGUGCUCGUACCUGAACGUGUAGCACCCUGAGGAGAAGGAUUUCGUCGAUCGCAAUAUCCGCCCGAAUACCCGCCACGUUUGCGUGGUUCCUUAAUCGAGACAUGUACCACCGAAGAAAAGUUGUAUCGUCGUCUGAUACCAAUCAUCGACUCGUUUGCUGGCUCCAAGGCCGAACGUCAGUCCAGGAGAUUUCGUCCCUCAACUAUCCGAUAUUCUCAACACUUGUAGUCCCGUGUAGGAAUCUGCCGACAACGCUAGAGAGUUCACUCCGUUUUCACUGAUAGCCAAAGAAGCUCAAGCCGUUUGAGAGAGUGUACUAGAACGGAUCAUCCGGAUUCGAGUGAGCACAUUCCCCACGCCUUCUGUUGAAGCCUCCGCAGUGUAGGUGCGUUACCCCAUCGUGAGCGUAUUUCAACCCGACAAGUUAUUCUAGAGUUUGCAUCGACGAACGAGUUGACUGAGGCCAUCAAGAUGGACCGACAUGAUGUAGUUCUGCACGAUCAAAACGCCGAUUGGAGAUCAUCCGUGGACCCUCAAGCAUUGAAGCAGUCUACGUCGCUCUCACGUCAGCGAGAACACGUGCACUUGAAGCUGGUUCGAGUAGAGAACGCACUUGCUGCCGCCCAAAACCAGGUUAGCCAACCACGACUGAGGACUUACCUGAAGAACGUAGACGACGCCUAUGCCGAGUUUAAUGCCGUACACAGCCAGCUGAUCACGAUCGUUCCAGAGGAGGCCCUACGAGAGCAAGAGGAAAUAUACAUCGGCUUUGAGGAGCGAUACAAUCAUCUCCGCUCGACCAUUGGUGACUUGUUGAACGCUCAUGACACGCAUCCCGCUACAAAUCAACAUUCACGUUUGCAACCUUUGAGUGCUCCGAUUUUCUUCGAUAUUGAUGACUACAAAUCCGACUGGCGAAAGCUUUGUUUCAAAACAUUUUCAGAUGACUACCCAAAUAGCACACCCGGAAAUCUACAGGAGGAUUUCGAAUUGCCGAGCCACGAAGAGUCGAAUGUCCAAGUGCAGGAGAACUGUGAGUUCACCCCGCAGUGUUCGCCGUUCUCAUCCGAUCCACAACCGACGAGCUUCAACCCACGAGAAGAGUACAUCCAACGUAGCACAUCGGCUGAUCUACAACCGCCUAAGAAGAAGACUCGAGACCUUCGCCAGGAACCGAAGAACAACCUGUCCGAUCCGAGGAUUGUUACUUACGCCGACCAAUCCCAGAGUAUGAAGUGCAGUUCGAUUCCCCAAGCCGCUCUUAGUUCGACAUCCGGCAACUUAGCUGAUUCUUCGGAAACCGAAAUUCGGCAACCCGCAGCCACUGACGAAAAGUUAGGGCAACCGAUCAACGGUAACGCAACGACUCAGCCGAUCAACGCCUUUGUGAACGAAGACAACCAGUUUAGACAACGCCAACCAUGGGUUCCACCGAUCAAGAAAGAGUUGAAAGAGUUGAGUUGUUCGCAAACAUCGUAG